AUGCCGUCGUAUCCCUCGUCGGAGAGCGAAGCGUCGCUGGGCCCCGCGUUGGGUGUAAACGAGCUGUCUCCAGACGCCGAUCGACCAGACCACCUCCGCGCGUUUCGCCGCAAUGUACGACAGAACAAGUUUGCUAUUGCCCCUUGUCUGGUAGCAGCGCUGGCCACAGGUGUGGCUCACCUCACCCUCCUCCCCCUUCCACGCGCAGAUGUCAUUGAGAAAGACGGAGGAUGGCUGCCGGCGGCACGGUGGUUGACUGACGUCGUCAUACUGGCGUUGACGGUGGUGAGCGCGACAUUGCUAGCUGCGACGCUCGUGCGGCGGCCCUUCCCAGCACGCCUGCGACCCGCCGAUCUCGGCGGGCUCGCCAACAUGGGAAUCCACCGUGCGGCAUGUGUGUUCAUUUUCCUCGCCUCCCUCAUUUCCAUCAUCCUCCAUGCGACCCCCGGAAUCGUCUACAUUGUUCUCACAAAGCGGGGAACGCCUCCACUUCCUGGCACGACCGUCGUUCUGGGAUACCUUCAUGUGCUGGCCUUGUUUGCCUCUCUCAUCACCUCUGGAUGUAUGCGCCGCGGCCCCAAGCUGCGCGCCAGGGAACCAUCGCUCGGUACCGCGUUUGGUGUCGGAUCGUUGGCUGAGGACCCCUCGGCCUCGAAGCUUCGCGAUGAUCUCGGACAAGAGGUCAUCGACUAUGGCAACUGCACCAUGCUUACGUUUUUGACCUUGGGAUAUAGUGUCUCACUGGCGCAGAAGUCGCGCAAGGUGGACCACCUUGUCCAAGCCGACCUUCCCAUGCUCGAAGAAUGGGUCCGUACAGCUGGAAACGGCUAUCUCGAAGAGCAAGAGCCCAAAGGCGCCGACUUUCAACCGUACACUAGCCUGGGGUUGGUCAAGGUCCUGUGGUCCGGUCGGGGAUGGGCCGUCUUCCUCACGUUUGCACUUGAGACACUGAACACUGUGUUGUCGUUUGUGGGUGUUACCGCCUUGCAUGAAAUCAUUGCUUCCUUUGGCAAGAGCGAUGACCUCAGCUACGCAUAUCUGAUGUGCUGGGGCCUGUUCCUCGGGCAAUGUGUUGAAGUUUUGUUAUCAGCCUACCUCUGGGUUCGCGAGAACUAUAUCCUGCACAACCCCGUGCGGAUGACCUUGUCUGCAAUUCUUUACGCCAAGAUUCUCCGUGCCACAGACGCCAAAGCUAUGGAAGCUCAGCACCUGACUUCCGCCGAGGACGCAAAGGCGAACAAGGGACGUGCCCAGGUCAUGAAUCUCUUGACUAUCGACGUAACGACCGUGUCUUCUCUCGCCACGUACCUCUGGAACAUUACCAAUGGUCUUGUCCGACUGUUCAUCGGCAUGGUCUUCCUGUACAGCAUGCUAGGUGUCAGUGCAGCAGUGGGACUCCUCUGCAUUCCGCUCUUCACGCCCAUGUCGGUCUGGUGUGCAAAGAAGAUCUAUGAAUGUGACCGAUCUUGGGCACGCGAGCGAGACGCGCGUACCGGAGCCAUUAAGGAGUUCCUCGCGGGCAUCAAGGUUAUCAAGGUUGGUCGUUGGCUACAGCAUGUGCUAAUUGUCCAGCUCAACGCGUUUGAAGGUUACGAAACUGAACGCAUCGGCGCACUUCGCGAUGUCGAGACCAGCUGGCAGCGUUGGCGCUACACCCUCGGCACGGUGUUCAAUAUCCUGGCCGACCAGAUGCCCAAUUUUGCCAUCUUGGUCACAUUCGUGUUCUACACCAAGGUCAUGGGUCACACGCUGGAGCCUGCCACAGCCUUUGUGGCCAUCACGGUGUUCCUCCGCGUUCGAUCCGGCCUCGACAUGCUCCCCAACAGUAUCGACAUUGUGUUGAGCACCAAGAUCGCUCUUGACCGUCUAAAGGGUUACCUCAACCAAGCCGAAGUCGAUGUCGACAAGACAGACGUGUCGGAUGGCAGGAUCUUGCUUGACGACGCAACCUUUUCGUGGCCACGCGCCGACAGCCAUGGCGACUCGGGCAUCCCGGCCUUUCAAAUGUCUCACUACAGCCUGGCGAUCCCGCAGGGCAAGCUCACCCUCGUGUGCGGACCCCUUGGCUCUGGCAAGACCCUCUUCCUCCGCGCUCUUCUCGGUGAGGCCAAGCUCGACAGCGGCCAUAUCAUUGCGCCCCGCUCCCAGCCCGACAUGACUCCUCUUGAUGCUUCGAUCAUCAAGUUCCAGUGGACCAAUGAACUGUGGUUGGAGAACUCGGUCGCAUAUGCCCCGCAGAUGAGCUACAUCCGUCACGGCACUGUGCGCGAUAACAUUCUCUUUGGUCAGCCAUUCUGGCAAGACCGCUACGUUGAGGUUAUCCGCCAGUGCUCACUCCAGUCCGACUUUGCACUUCUUGUGGAUGGCGACCUGACCGAGGUCGGCGAAAAUGGCGCCAACUUGAGUGGUGGACAAAAGGCGCGCAUCAACCUGGCCCGCUGUAUCUACUCGCGUGCUCGGACAAUCUACCUCGACGACGUGUUGUCAGCCGUCGACGCGCACACGGCCCAGUUCAUCGUCGACCAGUGUUUCCGCGGCAGCCUUGUCAAGGGCCGAACCCUCGUCCUCGUCAGCCACCAUGUGGACCUGUGUCUCCCCGCAGCGUCGUAUGUGGUCGCUCUUGCGGAUGGCCGGCUGCAACAGGCCUGUCGUGCCAAGGAUGCCCAACUCGCGUCGCUGGUGGCUCUCACCUCGCCCGCCGACUCAAAGAAGGACCUGCCACCCGCCUCCCCGACGUCCGUCACCUCACCCAUUGACAAGCCAGACGCCGCUCAAGUUCUCAACACCUUUGUUGAGCUGCAAGACUAUGCUGUUCCCCCAGACGAGGCUGAAGCACCUCACCUGCCAGAGGAUUCAGACCUAGACUCGGAACAAGACGAGGACGACAGGCGUGUCCUUUACCGAGCCGAGCACCAGGCAACUGGCCACGUUGGGACCUCGCAUUACUGGAUGAUGAUCACGGCCGCUGGCGGAUGGUGGUAUUGGCUCGUCUUUGCCAUCAUUUACUCCUCCACCAAGGGCACAUCCAUGCUGGUGAGCUGGGUGCUCCAAUGGUGGACUGCCGACCCGGACCCCAACAGGUUGGACCACUACCUCGUCUGGUACGUGUCAGCCAACCUUCUGACCACGCUGCUCGGUGCCCUCCGCUGGGUUUGGCUGUAUGGUAUUGGCAACGUCGGGUGGUACUCGUCUGGUACCAAGAAGAUUCACCGCCGCCUCUUUGCCACGAUUGCCAACGCACCCUUGUCGUUCUUCGAGACGACGCCGGCGGGCAGACUCCUCAACGUCUUUGCCCAGGAUACCAGGCGAAUCGACAGCCAGUCUGCUGAUGACUUUGGUCGGACCACAAUGGAAAUGCUUCGUCUUGUCGCGGCUGCAGCUGUGGUGGCAUCUGAGGAGCCCUCUAUGAUGCUUGUUCUCGUUGCUUUUGGCGUGCCGCUCUUCAUGGUGGCUAACGGACUCGGCCGACUGCGUACCAACCUCCGCCGUCUUGCUGCGGUGGCCGACUCUCCGCUCAUCAGCUUGUACCACGACUCGGUGGAUGGUGUCGUCAUGCUGCGAGCUUUUGGCAUGCCCAACGUCAUGACUCAGGCAAUGAAGACCCUCAUCAACCGCUCGCGCUCGGCAGAGACUUGGAACUGGAUCUGCUACAACUGGGUGCGCGCCGUGGUGCUCACCCUCUCGAGCGUUUUCGUGACUGCCACGGGCUUUGUCCUCGUCGGGCGUGACAUGACCCCGUCCAAGGCGGGUUUCAUCCUGUCCUUUGCUGUCCAGAUCUCAGGCACCCUCUUCAGCCUGCUCGAGCAGUUCAUCCUCCUUGAGCAAACGUUCGUCAGCGCCGAGCGCAUCAACUACUACAUCCAAAACACCGAGCAGGAGCCGAGCGGUGGCAUCGUCCCUGAACCGCAGUGGCCCGAACGCGGCGCCAUUAGUGUGCGCAACCUCUGCGUACGCUACGCACCAGACCUCCCAGACGUGUUGAAGAACGUGUCAUUCGACGUCGGAGCCGGUCAGCGUGUCGGCCUCGUUGGCGCCACGGGCAGCGGCAAGUCGACGCUCGCUCUCAGCCUCUUCCGCGCCAUGGAGGCGCAUGCCGGCCAUAUCGAGAUUGACGGCGAGGACAUUGCGUCCGUUUCCCUCCAUGCUCUCCGCAGCCGCCUCAACAUGGUCGCCCAAGAUGGAUCGUUGCCUAGUGGUACGCUCCGUAACGCCCUCGACGUCACCGGCGAGCGCGACGACCACGAGGUUUACGAUGCGCUGCGUCGUGUCCACCUCCUCCCCGAAGUCGUGACUCAGGACGACGUCAAGACGAACCCCUUUGCCAACCUGGACACGUUUGUUGCGGCAGAGGGGUCUAAUUUCAGUCACGGACAAAGGCAGCUUCUGUGUCUUGCCCGUGCCCUACUCAAGCGUUCUAGGAUUCUUGUUAUGGACGAGGCCACAUCUUCAGUAGACUUUGAGAUGGACGCCAAAAUCACAACCACGAUCCGCGAGUGCUUUGCCGACACGACCAUGCUCGUCAUUGCUCACCGCUUGGCAACAAUCGUGGCUUACGACCGCGUCCUUGUCAUGGAUCGCGGGCACGUGCUCGAAAAUGACAAACCACUUACGCUCAUGCAGCGCGAGGGCUCGUCCUUCCGCGCCCUCUGUAUGGCGCAAGGCGAAGAAGAGUUUUCUCGCCUUCUCGUGCUCGCGAAGAAAAGCCAAUAG
Messenger RNA from Apiotrichum porosum, 4710 nucleotides. RefSeq lists its product as uncharacterized. Gene Ontology annotation, cellular component: fungal-type vacuole; fungal-type vacuole membrane. The transcript has 17 exons. The record is from RefSeq and is a predicted model, not a curated record. Bases 1 to 4710 code for a protein of 1569 amino acids. Gene Ontology annotation, molecular function: ATP hydrolysis activity; ABC-type peptide transporter activity; ATP binding. Gene Ontology annotation, biological process: transmembrane transport. Lineage: Eukaryota; Fungi; Basidiomycota; Tremellomycetes; Trichosporonales; Trichosporonaceae.